GAAAAAGAAGACGGCGUGAAGAAGAGUGGGUACAAUAUAAACAAAGGGAGGGGAUUCCGACACCUGCCACAACCGUUCCGAACAAUACCGCCUCGUCCUCCGCCCGCACACCCCCGACCGACCGCCCUCGACGAGCGAACCAACACAAGUAUGUUCUUCAUCAGCGCAAUAGUAAAGAACAUAGCGCCCAUCUUCAUAGCAACCAGCCCCAUCACCAGUUAUGGCGACCAAAUCUACUCGAUGCACCGCGCGCGCAGCUCCGCCGGCUUCUCCCUCGACAUCCCCCUCAUCAUGCUCGUCGCCAGCAUCCUAAAAGUCUACUACUGGUUCGGCGCCCACUUCAGCACCUCGCUGCUCAUCCAGGCCCUCCUCAUGAUAUGCGUCCACCUCCUCCUACUCCACGUCGCGCUCACAAAUCGGCCCCCGCCCUCGCACCUGCCGUUCCAGCACAACGAUGUGUCGAGUCGCCCCUACGACUUUUGGCAGUGGAGGGCGCCCCGCCCGUACUGGGCGUUUAUCACGUAUUUUGCGGGGAGCCUGCUGGUCUUGCACUUGCUUAUGAGCUCGACGGCCGUGUUUGGGCCGUAUACGGAUUUGCUGGGCGGCAUUGCGUUGACGAUCGAGGCGACGCUGCCGCUACCCCAGAUUCUGGCAAAUUGGCAGCGGCGUGGGUGCAAGGGGUUCCGCCCGAGUGUUAUUGUGAAUUGGGUGAUCGGUGAUACGUUUAAGAUGUGGUUCUUUUUUGCGAGUAGCAGUGGAGAAGUGCCCUGGGCGUUCAAGGCGUGCGGUAUCUUCCAGGCGUGCUGCGAUUUGGGGCUUGCGGCGCAGUAUUUGGUUUGGGGAGAUGGCCCGGCUGGGGUUGAGGGGCUGGGCAGGGAGAAGGAACUGAGGAGUCCGGUUCCGGGGGAUGUGGAUUGGAGUAUAGAGAAGUUGGGGCAGGCGAGUGUCACCGGGGGGAUUGAGAUGAGUGAUGCGCAGGCGUGGGAGAGACCUAGGGCUGGGUAGGGGACAGGAGGAUUGGAAUACAAUUGGAGGAAAUGCAGGGGGUUGAGACGAAUGAUAUACGUGGACAUCAGGCAUGUCGAGCAACGUUGGAUUUGAAUAACAAGUUUAGAAUUGAUAGUACACUGUGAAUAUUGUACACUUGAAUAGCAAGACAUUAUCAGG
Molecule: messenger RNA, 1167 nt
Organism: Bipolaris maydis ATCC 48331
Lineage: Eukaryota; Fungi; Ascomycota; Dothideomycetes; Pleosporales; Pleosporaceae
Biological process (GO): phospholipid translocation; retrograde transport, endosome to Golgi
Cellular component (GO): endosome; trans-Golgi network
Source: RefSeq, a predicted model, not a curated record